Messenger RNA from Ruditapes philippinarum (Manila clam), 968 nucleotides. RefSeq lists its product as uncharacterized. Gene Ontology annotation, molecular function: transmembrane transporter activity. Bases 207 to 968 code for a protein of 253 amino acids. Lineage: Eukaryota; Metazoa; Mollusca; Bivalvia; Venerida; Veneridae. The transcript has a single exon. Gene Ontology annotation, biological process: transmembrane transport. Gene Ontology annotation, cellular component: membrane. The record is from RefSeq and is a predicted model, not a curated record.
UAUAUGAUACUCACAGGUUUGCACCUGAUAAUGUCAUUGUUAUGUCGUAAAUGUAUAUAAAUCAAAUGAAAAAAAUAUUUGAAUUUUAGUUAUAAAUUAUCUACACAUACAUUCAAAUAGGAAAAUGUGACUAAAUUAUUUAUGGCAUAUGUUUGUUACGUUUUUUUCCUCUAAUGUAUUUUUAAAAGUGCAUAUACAGUGCAAAAAUGAAGACGAUAUCCACCGAAGAUUCAAAAAGACCUUUAAAAACGGUCAUAAAUGGAGACGACAGUAUUUCCGGUUAUGGAACUAUUUCCGGUGGAGCACCAGCAGAGCUGACGUCAUGGAGACGUUAUCUAAUAGGACCUCUUUUAUCGGUUUAUAUGUUUGGUUACAUGAUGUCAUAUUAUACCAUUACAGAAUACACCAAUAAGACGUGGCAUGACAUAAAGUUUAAAGAAGCAAAUGUUUCUGUAAACAGUUCGUCCUUAUCUGUGUGUGUUGCAAAUAAAAGUAGUCCAGAAUUCAAACUUGAGAGUGAAGCGACGUCUAUGGCUGCACAAUAUAUGGUCUAUUAUAGUUUAUCUCAAGGUAUUCCAGCCGUAGUGUCGAACCUUAUUCUUGGCUCGUAUACAGACGCACUAGGCAGGAAAUUUUUACUUGGCGUAGGAAUUUCUGGAACUACAUUACGGUUGAUAUUUUCGGUUAUUAUCAUAUAUUUCAAAUUUAAUAUGUUAUAUUUCAUUGGAGCAUGCUUCAUAGAAGGUUGCACAGGCCAGUAUGCCACAUUCCUUCAAGUAUGUCUUGCAUACGCGGGGGAUAUUACCAAACCUGGCAAGCAAAGAACUAAUGGAAUGGCAUAUAUUAUGUUUAUGCUUGGAAGCUCAUUAACUUUGGCCAGUUUUGCAGCAGGAUAUCUUAUACAAAAUUAUAACUUCUACGUUCCUUUGGCAGCUGCCGUAGUCCUUCUAACAAUAGCUUUUUUAUGA